UGAGUUUGAUGUCAACGAAAAAGUUUGUUGUUUGUGUAUAUUGAAUUUGAUAAUUGAGAUUUUGAUUGCUUUUAUUUAAUAAAUGGAGAAUAAUUCAUCAGAGGAUAAUCAAGGUGUUCCUGUAAUUGAAUCUCAGGACAUCAAUAGUGAUGAGCAAUCAAUCAUUAGAGGAGAUAAUAUUGGUGAUUCUACGUAUAGUGCACGAUGGACAUUAAAUACCUUACUUUCGUUAUCCAAAAUCGAUGAACAAGAAUGGUCGGAAGAAUUUGAGACUGAUCUAUGCUACCUCUGGGAUAUGGCAACAGAGAAAGAUGUCAUGUUUUUUUUAAUGCAAAAUAAUUUUUUUUCAAUUGCUGAAAACAUUUUUAGAACUUCAGAAGAACGUAGAUUACUAGAAAUCAUUGCAGGCAUUAUUAGCAACAUGUGUUCACAAAACAAUAUACUCGAAAAAAUAGGAGAAUCAAAUGAUUUUGUAGAUAGUAUAUUGGAUUUAUUAUCGUGUGAUGAUAGUGGAGUGUUAAUCCAAGUUGUAAGGAUUCUACAAGCUGCAGCAUGGGGUAUCCAGAAAAAUGAAUCUUCCAAGUGGCGAGAACAUAUGACGAGAUGUGAAAUCCUAGGCGAUUCGUUGACAUUCAUUUUAAAGAGCUCAACCAACAGUAUUCUUUUGACAGGGGCAUUAAAAUUAGUACAGUCAAUAUCAAUAGUUGAAUUAUCAGACAACACAAUAUUUCUCCAACAAUUAUUUGACGUCAAUCCACUACUUUUAGCAUUAGUCGAGGCUCUUAAUCAGUUAAUUCCAACUGAAGAGGAAAAUGAUACGUCAGAACAACAAGAUAUCAUUGAAAUUUGGCUUGAUGUUUUAUCUAAUAUUCUUCAUGAUGAGUCUUCAUCAACUCCAGAAAUUUAUGACAGUAUCAAUAAAAUUUUCGUGAAGAUUUUAAGCAGUAAAGAACACAACUUAACAUCUCUCGAAGAAAGUACUGCUCUAUGUAUUCAAGAAUGUGUAGAAAUUAUUCAGUGGUUUCAAGAUAAAAAGUUUAAAACGGAUGUUAAACUUGUUAGUGUCAUUGCCGCUAUUAUGUACAAAUUGAAUAUUAUCAUCAGUUCAAAUCAAAACUCUAGUACUGUGCGGGAGUUGUUAGGAUAUUUACAAAUGUUCUGGCUUGAUAUUUAUGAAGAAUAUGAGGAGACUAAAACUAAAAUUAAUGAAUUGUGGGAAUUUUGUUCUAGAGAAGUUAGAGAUUAUUUGAUAAAUUAUACACUUAAUGGAACAUCUUUAUAAUUAAUUGAAAGAAAAUUUUAAGUAUUUUACGUAUUUUAUAACAAUUGAAAUAUUGUGGAUUUUAACAUGCGCUUGUAAUUUUAACAUAGAAAUCA
This is a messenger RNA of Chelonus insularis, 1377 nucleotides long. RefSeq names its product protein saal1. The record is from RefSeq and is a predicted model, not a curated record. NCBI's taxonomy places the organism in Eukaryota, Metazoa, Arthropoda, Insecta, Hymenoptera, Braconidae. The transcript is spliced from 5 exons. Gene Ontology annotation, cellular component: nucleoplasm. The coding region runs from base 83 to 1282 and encodes 399 amino acids.